UAACUUGUAGGACUCCCUCUCUCACAUCAGUCUCAGAGGUGUAAAAAUGGCGCCUUUGAAAAACCUGGAGAGGGAAAAUCCGAUGAUCGACGCUGAUUUCCGUGAUUUCUGCGCUUCUCAUGGAAUUUUUACAGUUGAAGAUUUCCUUCUUCAUGAUCUCUACAGACUUGCUGCAUUUGCUGAACGAAAGAAAAAUGCAGAUAGACUGAAGGAGGGAAUCACUCUGAUGCUUAGUAUUAUCGAGAGUGAGUGUCGGCCAUUGUCGAAUGGUAUGGAGAUGUUGAUGGAUAUGCAUAGUAAACACGCUCUUUCGACUGGAAACAGUGGGGUGGACUCAUUACUCCGAGGCGGUUUCCGUGAGGGUCAGUUGACAGAACUUGUCGGGCCAUCAUCUUCUGGCAAAACGCAGGUUUGCUUGCAAGCUGCAGCAAGUGUGGCGGGCAUGCAUAUGGGGAGAGUCUUGUAUAUAGAUACGGGGAACUCUUUUUCUGCCCGACGUGUUGCACAAUUUAUCUCUCCAUGUUCAGAUGCCAAUGUAGAAAAGGAAGUAAUGAGCAGAAUCUCGUGUCAGCCAGUCUAUGACAUAUUUACAAUGUUUGAUGAGCUGCAACGUCUAGAGUUUACUUCACGAUCACAGACUAAUAAGGAGAGUGAAUACCGGUUACGAUUGCUGGUGAUUGAUUCAAUCUCUUCUCUAAUUACCCCAAUCCUCGGGGGCAAUGGUUCACAGGGACGUGCUUUAAUGGUGGCAGCUGGGUAUCUGCUCAAGAAGCUGGCGCAUGAGCAUAACAUUGCUGUACUUGUGACGAACCACACAGUAGGUGGAGGAGAAGGGGGUAAUGCGAAACCAGCACUUGGACAAACGUGGAAAAGCAUUCCACACGUGAGGCUAAUGCUAUCCCGUGACUGUGGGAACUGCCAUUUCACGGUGGCUGUUCUAAAACACACUUGCAUGCCUUCAGGCCAAGCCACGAGGGCCACAAUUCACAAGGAUUAGCGUCCAGACAUGGUUCUGCUUCCAUACAUUUAGAACAAUAUUUGCAUCCAAGAGAUGAAGUCGCUGAUGGAUCAUGAAGAACAAGUUCUCCGAUCUGCCAAACCAGAUUUUCUGUCCGCCGGAGGAGUGCAAGAAGGCUACCGAUUCCCCGGACAUGACAGAAAAAAACUGGACGGUUGUUUUCAGUAUUAGAAGUUAUGAAUCUUGGACCAUCUAUUUUUACAUGUUGUAUAGGAAAAAAUACCGAACAAGACAACUGAUGUAAUUAAACACGAAAUACAAGCAGACCGCCUUAGUCGGGAGUCGACCUGUACUA
Tarenaya hassleriana is the source of this 1313-nucleotide messenger RNA. RefSeq names its product DNA repair protein RAD51 homolog 4. Bases 47 to 997 code for a protein of 316 amino acids. The record is from RefSeq and is a predicted model, not a curated record. Gene Ontology annotation, molecular function: single-stranded DNA binding; ATP-dependent DNA damage sensor activity; four-way junction DNA binding. Gene Ontology annotation, biological process: double-strand break repair via homologous recombination; telomere maintenance; DNA strand invasion. Gene Ontology annotation, cellular component: Rad51B-Rad51C-Rad51D-XRCC2 complex; replication fork; centrosome. The transcript is spliced from 10 exons. Lineage: Eukaryota; Viridiplantae; Streptophyta; Magnoliopsida; Brassicales; Cleomaceae.